GAGGAAAAGGAUGCAAUAGCUUUGGGCUGAGAGUCUGAGACCACUGCAAUGUCUCCCCGGUCCUCCCCGUACGCCGCCUGCUUCCGCCGCUCCCCGUCCCCGAUUCCGCCGCCGCCGCCGGCAAUGUCCUCCGGCGGCGCCCACUCCAAUCUGACGACCUCCAUUUACGAAACCCCCGUGGCGUCCUUCUCCCUGACCUGGUUCCGAUCCCUCUGGUCCCGCUCCGUCCAGCUUGACUCCGACCACCGGAAUUCGUUCUCCGGCGCUCUCCUCCGCCUGAACCCCGUCGCCUUCUGGAAGAAAUCCGGCUCCAAAAUCCUCUCCCCGUCCUUCCGCCUCUUCUGGGACUUCACCGGCGCCCGCUUCGGCUCCUCCCCGGAACCCAUCGCCGGAUUCUACCUCGCUCUCCUCCACCACGGCCAAAUCAUUCUCCUCGUCGGCGAUUUGGUGAAGGAGGCCUAUGCCCGCACCAAAGCCCCCAACCCCCAAAACCCCCAAUCCCUGGUCCUGAAGCGGGAGCAGGUAAUUGCCCACAAAAUUUACUCCACCAAAGCCACAAUCGCGGGUAAAAGCCGGGACAUCCAGAUCGAUUGCGGGUACAACGACGACAGCCGGCUCUGUUUCGCCGUCGACGGCGUUGAGGUUCUCGAGGUGAAGCACCUGAAAUGGAAGUUCCGUGGGAACGAGAAGAUCGAGGUGGAGGGAGUUCCGGUUCAGAUCUCGUGGGACGUCUACAACUGGGUCUUUGCCGACAACGACGACGGCCACGCCAUUUUCAUGUUCCGAUUCGACCAACACCAACACGGUUACGACACGUCGUUCCACAACGCCGGAAUCGAAACCGGAAGAAUGAGGAUGAGUUCCUCGCUGUCGUCGGUUUCCAUGUCGUCGGUGGGCUCCUCCGCCGCCAGCUCCUCCGUCCUCGACUGGGCAAGCGUGGAGGAAUCCGAGCUCGGCGGCGGCCCUUCUGCCUUUUCUCUCCUCGUUUACGCUUGGAAAAGGUGAAUUACCAGAGCAUCAAAUUUGGUAAAAUCUUAAUUUGGGAACUAAUUUUUUCUUCCUUACAACACUACCACUGACCCCAUUUGUUGAUUAGCAGAAUAAAUUCUUAAAAACCCAUCAUCAAGAUUAAACAUUAGAUUUGGUUAGCUACAUAGAUCUAACUUAGCAAGAAAUUCGUCAUUCUUUUUCUUGUUUAUUCCUUUUUGUGGGAUAUGAUUGAUUGUAUUAUAUAAGUAUCCAGAAAUUCUUUUUUCUCUCUAUCUGUAAUGGGAAACAUUAUAAGCAUUUGUUGAUUCCAUCGCC
Molecule: messenger RNA, 1305 nt
Organism: Momordica charantia (bitter melon)
Lineage: Eukaryota; Viridiplantae; Streptophyta; Magnoliopsida; Cucurbitales; Cucurbitaceae
Source: RefSeq, a predicted model, not a curated record